GCUGAGUUGCUGCAGUCAGCCGACAGAGGAAGAGUCUCAGUGGGUGCAGUUCAUGUUAGCCCGAGCGUCGCUGUUAGCAGCCAACGCUGAUAAGUGGUUAGUGUGUAGUUCUACGGCACAUUUCUGUUUAUUAAGCUAGACUCAGGGGUGUAAUCGAGGCUCUUCGACGACUGCUGCGCCAAGAUGAGCUUCUUGUUUGGCAGUCGCUCAUCUAAAACCUUCAAGCCGAAGAAGAACAUCCCAGAGGGCUCCCACCAGUAUGAGCUGCUGAAACACGCCGAGGCAACGCUGGGCAGCGGCAACCUGAGACAGGCUGUCAUGCUGCCAGAGGGAGAAGAUCUCAAUGAAUGGAUCGCUGUCAACACGGUGGAUUUCUUCAACCAGAUCAACAUGCUGUACGGCACCAUCACUGAGUUCUGCACUGAGACGAGCUGCUCUGUGAUGUCUGCAGGACCGAGAUAUGAAUAUCACUGGGCUGAUGGCACCAAUAUUAAAAAGCCCAUCAAAUGCUCUGCGCCCAAGUACAUCGACUAUUUGAUGACCUGGGUGCAGGAUCAACUGGAUGAUGAGACACUUUUCCCCUCCAAGAUUGGAGUCCCCUUUCCCAAGAAUUUCAUGUCCGUGGCCAAAACCAUCCUGAAGCGCCUGUUCAGAGUUUACGCUCACAUCUACCACCAACAUUUUGACUCCGUGAUGCAGCUGCAAGAGGAGGCUCACCUCAACACCUCCUUCAAGCACUUCAUUUUCUUUGUUCAGGAGUUCAACCUCAUUGACAGGCGAGAGCUUGCUCCUCUGCAGGACUUGAUCGAGAAGCUCGGGUCCAAGGACAGAUAGACAUUUCAUCACACGUCUCUUGUUUUUCCUUUUUUUUUACAGUUUCUUUUUUCUCCUUUGUCCCUGUCUGUGACCUCUUCUACCUCUAUGACUUCUAGCCUCAACUCUUAAAAUCUGUGCCUUCUUCUUUACAUUUCCUGAAUGUUUGUACUGUACUUCUUGUUAUAUUCCUUUCCGUUCUCUUGGAUGCUGUCUUUGAGCCCUUUUUUCCCCCCAUUUUAGCCUCUUUAGAUCAUAUAAAAUAGUGUAGGAGGAGUACAAAUAUUUUUUCACAGGACUGUGGUUAACGACUCUGUAAGAGCAACCUACUGAAUUUUAUAUUGGACCAAUGACAUUUGGAAGUUAAAGUGAAAAGCCGCUUUUCAGAAGUUGUUGGACAGUGUUUUCAUGGUCUACACACUUACUAGUUGAUUCCUUUUAGAUUUUUUUUUACAUGUCUGUCAUUGAUGUACAGAGGAGAGUAGCAAGAAUGACGGCAAGAAAAGUAGUGACAUUAAAUAGGUCUUGGGUGGACGUUUGUAAACAUAAUAAUACAUGACGGCAGGCACAAAAACACACCAGGAUACAGUAUAAAUCUCUGUCACAAGCUGGUGCUCUAGCUGAUAUCCUACAUGUGCUAACACGGUUCCUAUUGACUCGCUCAGUGACAGAUAACUCUGAGAGGCCUUUGUUCUCUUUCCACAAAAAUCACCAUCGACUGCAUACAGCUAUUUCAGUUUGGUCAUCCAAUAUUGUGUUUGCACAGUUUUUCGGCUGUUUUUCUUGAAUAGUACAAUGUGAGAUAUAGUGAUACCUUUUUAUCUGCUAUUUAGUAAUUAUUAAUAGCCACUUAGAGCUUAUAAAAUGGCCCUAAAAGCUGUUCAGUGUCCAUCCUGCCAACAGCAAAAGUAGUCAAAUGUGAAUUUUUAUUUUUACAAUCAUUUCAGUUCAUUUCUGUGGUUUCGAUCAGUUAUGGAUUUUUUUUUGUUUUGUUGUUUCAAUGCUGGUACUUUUUCCCACUAAAUAAAUCCCCCCUUGAUUGGAAAAUAGAGUAAUAACUAUUGUACCUGUACACCUAAGAUGUAUGUAGUUUUUCAAAGUGUUUAUUAGCCUUUAGUGCAUUUAUAAUUCUCAUGGUCAUUUCCUUCACUUAUUGUGGCAACAGCAGCAGGGCUGUUUGUACUGCCAUCCAUUCAAAAACCGAUGCAGCUAAUAUUCCUGAUGAACGUUUCGCCUGGCAAAGUCUGAUCAAGGGAACUGGUUCAUAACCUGCUUUGUACUGGACCUAAAUUAAUAUCAGACAAUUGUGUAGCCAAUUAUGACGAGUUAAUGUCUUAAAUGGAUCACCAGGAAAUAACCAAUGGAAUCAGAGGCAGCAGAGUGUUCAUUUUAUACUUUAGACGAUUCUGUAAGCUUUCUCGUAAUGUGAAUUUUUUUUUAAAAUCUACUUUAAGGUCCACAAUUUGCUCGGCAAAAAGUAAAAAUAAAAAAUCAAGCCAGCAUCCUUGAAGUCAUGUCUGCAGGCCAUCCAUUACUUUCUAUACUCGAUCACAUAUUUUUGAAAUGUAUUGCUUUUCUCACGGUUUUAUUUGUAAGCUUUUGGUAUGGAGUUACAUUUCAUAUUACAUUGUAAAAAUGUUGGCUUUCUCUUUUGAAUCAUAUAAGCAACAAGGGCUUUGAAAUGAAUUAAAAGUUUUUACGUUUAUUUACAAUAUUGGUCCAAUCGUCAGGUGGUCAAUCAGACUUUGAGGAGUCACAGGAUGUCUGUACCACGUCCACACAUUUGCUGUAAAUAAGAUCAGUGUUUUAUCUGAACAAAACUGUGCCUUACAAUAACGAAAAUGUCUGAUAAGACAGUAUUGACAGAUCAAAAACUCAAUAAACACUGAAAGGAC
This is a messenger RNA of Acanthochromis polyacanthus (spiny chromis), 2708 nucleotides long. RefSeq names its product MOB kinase activator 1A (gene mob1a). The record is from RefSeq and is a predicted model, not a curated record. Gene Ontology annotation, cellular component: cytoplasm; nucleus. Bases 184 to 834 code for a protein of 216 amino acids. NCBI's taxonomy places the organism in Eukaryota, Metazoa, Chordata, Actinopteri, Pomacentridae. Gene Ontology annotation, molecular function: protein kinase activator activity. The transcript has 6 exons. Gene Ontology annotation, biological process: hippo signaling; positive regulation of protein phosphorylation.